Colletotrichum spaethianum is the source of this 1314-nucleotide messenger RNA. RefSeq lists its product as uncharacterized. Gene Ontology annotation, molecular function: oxidoreductase activity, acting on single donors with incorporation of molecular oxygen, incorporation of two atoms of oxygen; ferric iron binding. Lineage: Eukaryota; Fungi; Ascomycota; Sordariomycetes; Glomerellales; Glomerellaceae. Bases 1 to 1314 code for a protein of 437 amino acids. The record is from RefSeq and is a predicted model, not a curated record. The transcript is spliced from 2 exons.
AUGGAUCAUGAGAAUGCCAAGACGGAUAGCAGUAUAAGAAGGGGACAGCCUGUCCCCGACCCUUCGCCGUCUGCUUCAGUCGCGAACACUCCUCGUUCUUCUUUCCAACCUCAUCAUGGCGCUCCGCUCCGCUCUCGCGGCGGCCCUGGCCCUCUCCCCCUUCUGGGAUCCGUUGCGGCUCACGGCAACCACUCCCCCGAGGAAAUAGCUGCCGAGCUCGCCCUUCGUGACGUUGUGACUGCUCAUGGCAGACGCGCCCUCGACGCCUGCUCCAACUCCCCCGCCGCCCUGGCCCUCAAGCAGCGUGCCCUCGAGCGCCGCGCCGCGACCGCCAAGCAACUCCGCGAGAAGCGCGGCCUCAACGACCAGAAGAUGCGCCAGAAGCGUACCCAGGCCGACCUGGAGUCCUGGUCCGCCAUCAACCACGAGUCUACUGAGGACUACACCCUCGACACCCCUCUUGAUACAAUCUUUGGCUCCAACGCCACCUGCGCCCUCGUCCCGGAGACCACCAUCGGCCCUUACUACGUCGAGGGUGAGCUCAUCCGCACCGACACGACUGACGGCCAGGCCGGUGUGCCCGUCCACCUGGACAUCCAGUUCGUCGACGUGACGUCCUGCACCGCCGUCUCCGAGCAGCUCAUCGACGUCUGGGCCUGCAACGCCACGGGUGUCUACUCGGGCGUCUCGGCCCAGGGCCAGGGCGGUCUGAACACGACCCACGGCCGCGGCGUCCAGCAGACCGACUCGGACGGUGUCGUGCAGUUCGACACAAUCUUCCCGGGCCACUACACUGGCCGUGCCACGCACAUCCACAUCAUGUCCACCGACGGCGCCGAGAUCCUCCCCAACGGCACCUUCGAGGGCGGCACCGCGCGCAACAUCGGCCAGCUCUUCUUCGACCAGAGCCUCAUCUCCGAGGUCGAGACCCUGGCCCCGUACAUCACCAAUACGCAGACUCUCACCACCAACCUCCAGGACAGCAUCGCGGCGGACGAGGCCACGGCCGCGUACGACCCCUUCCUCAAGUACGUCAGACUCGGCGACGACCUCAACGACGGCCUCCUCAUGUGGAUCACCAUCGGUAUCAACACCACUGCCAACUACAACGACAAUGUCAGCGCUGCUGCCCACUACUACGAGGGUGGCGGCGUCGACCAGAGCGGUGGUGGCGGCCCUCCAGGCGGUCCUGGCGGUCCCGGCGGUCCUCCCGGUGGCGCCCCUCCUACUACUUGUAUGUCUCCUUUUCCUUCUGGUGCCCCUGUCGAUACUGGCUCAGUCCAGCCCGCCUCUGCUACGUCGUUAUCCCGCUAA